This is a messenger RNA of Astrephomene gubernaculifera, 1811 nucleotides long. The record is from the annotation of a GenBank genome assembly. NCBI's taxonomy places the organism in Eukaryota, Viridiplantae, Chlorophyta, Chlorophyceae, Chlamydomonadales, Astrephomenaceae.
GGCUGGCGGACGGCAGCGGUACGGACGCGUUGAACACGCUGGUGGAGGGGUUUCGCUUCGUGCUGUCAGCCCACCCGGCCACCCUGCGCAAGUGGUACGAGCAAGGUGACGAGCGGGACCACCCCGGAUGCCGUACUCGGGCCCUCAUGCUGCGAGGCACACCCGCGCUACGCAUGCUGCGCAGUGCUGGUGCUGCAGCCGCUGCUACUGCUGGUGUCACGGGGGCGUCAGGACAACAGCAGCAGCUCGCAGCUUUAACGACCGGCAGCAACAAUGGCGCUAGCAACGGUGGCAGCAGCAGCAGCAGCACUGCCGGCACUGCAAUCAUGAUGCACAGUACGGCAGACAACAGUCUGAGCAGCUACGAUGAGCCAGCGGAGGUGUACGAAUCGCACAACAACGGUAGCUUUGGCGGCAGCAGCAGCAGUGGAAGUGGCAGUGGCAGUGGCAGUGGCAGUGGCAGUGGCAGUGGCAGUGGCAGUGGCAGUGGUCGCGGGGGCCGCAUGCUGGCCCCCCGAGACGUGUUCCACCUGUCGCGGGGCGUGCAGCGCUCCGUGGGGUCGAUGAUGGUGGUGACUCCCUUGGGCGCCAGUCGCCACUACACGCUCAGCUAUGGCGACUUCUACGCGCGCUACACACGCGACCCCUUCUUCGCGUCCUGGCUGGCGCCCGUGCAUGCGGACAUACUGGCGCUGGUGGGGGGGGCGAGGUGGGCGGGGCAGGGGCCCUUCCCGAUCAACAGGUGGACCCGUCUGCUGCUGCUGCAGCAGCUGCUGGUGGAGGCGGUGGAGCUGCUGGACCCCGCAUGCGUGCGCGUGCCGGCGGACAGGCGGGUGGUGCUGGCGCCCGUGGCGUUCAGGCAGUCGCCCGAGCUGGAGUCUUACCGGGAACGCAUGCGGGAGAUGAGCCGACUGGAGGUGCCCUUCCUGCUGCAGGGGCAAGGGCAGGGACAGGGACAGCCGGGGACAGGGCAGCAGCAAGGGCUGGUCGCAGGCUGGAGUCAAGCUGCGGCUGGUGCUGUCGCUUCUUGGUUGCGAUGGGCGGUGACGGUGGCGGGGGGCUCCUCCCCCUCCCCUUCAGCUGCUACCGGUAUUGCCACCGAUACGACCGCUGCAGCUGCUGUCAGCAGAAGCCCGAACUCCUCAGCAGAGUCAGGAACGGGGGCAUCAACAUAGGCAGCGGCAGCAUUCCAGGGCCAUCCGGCGGGUAGCGGUGCUUGGGCGUGUGAGCUGCCUGUGAGGGCGAGCGAGGGGCAGCAACAGCAGCACGGGCGGUAGCAGCAGCAGCAGCACUAGCAAGUAGGGCAAGCAGGCAAGCAGCAGCGGCAGAGGAGUGGAGGAGUCCUGUCGCUCUUCUGUUCUGUUCUUUUCAACCUGGACUCGGGGUGCAUUCACCAUGGGGUGCAAACGUGGUAGUAGCCGGCCCAUCCCGCCCUGCCCGAAUACUGGUGGUCAAAGACCUUACGCCUCAAUAAGGGGUGAUAAGUUGAGAAGGGGGGUGGUCGCUGUAAGUCCCGAGUCAUUGUGGCCCCGUGGCGAUCAAAGAACGGAAAACACUAUCCUACAUCUCCAUUACCACUUUACCAGCUGGUUCGGGUCGUUUGGUCUCACUUUAACUCGCUCGAAGGUCAUCCAUCCUGGUCUCCUGGCAUCCAUCGAAAACAGCAACCGCAGGGGCGGGUUGCCAACAGCAGCGCCGCACGCCACCAUUCCUUCAUUCCUGGACAACCAAAACAAAACACCGACAAAGCACCGACAAACAACCUUUGGGGCAUUGAGAUGUCUUACAUACUCACAUACCAAAUCAAUCAU